Messenger RNA from Aspergillus heteromorphus CBS 117.55, 736 nucleotides. Its product is annotated as TOM13-domain-containing protein. The record is from RefSeq and is a predicted model, not a curated record. The transcript has 2 exons. Lineage: Eukaryota; Fungi; Ascomycota; Eurotiomycetes; Eurotiales; Aspergillaceae. Gene Ontology annotation, biological process: protein insertion into mitochondrial outer membrane; mitochondrial outer membrane translocase complex assembly. Bases 178 to 573 code for a protein of 131 amino acids. Gene Ontology annotation, cellular component: mitochondrial outer membrane.
CCUUCAACAACCCUCAACCAUUGCGCGAUUCCCCUCCCUUCCACCCUUGCCGUUUGGACCCCCCCCGGUUUCUCGGCCUUCUCGCUAUUCCGCCGUAUUACCGGUCACUAUCACCCCUCCAACCUCCGUUCGUCGCGCGUUUCGACUCCCCGUGUUGAUAGCCUCCCUCCCCGCACCAUGGCCUCCGACCUCUCCAACUCGAGGGAGCUCUACGAAUCCGGAAUCACCGUGCAUUCGGACUCGGAGAACUACUCGGCACACCACGAUGUCUCCGGGUCCCACUCGUCAUCCUCGAGCUCCCCCCUGAUCCUCUACAAGCCCCCGACGUUCUGGGGCGUCCUGCGCGGGGCCGCCAUCAACCUGAUCCUGCCCUUCGUGAACGGCCUGAUGCUGGGAUUCGGCGAGUUGUUUGCGCAUGAAGCGGCCUACAGACUUGGAUGGUCCGGUACAAAGGUGUUCCCCGAGCAUCGGCGGUCGUCGCGACCGAUUGGCCCCGGCAUCGAGGUUCGAGAUCUCCCCGCGCGGAGGGGCACCAGAGCGGCUGGCCUGCAGGAUGCUGCGGCUCUAGAGUAGACGGUAUAGAUCAUUGAUUUGUUCAUGGCACCCGGGUGAACUGGCAUCAAAAUGGGAUGGGAUGGAUACGCAUAUGCGGGGGGGGUGUGGGGGGAGUUGUUACAGUGUAGUUAUGUAAAUAGAUCAAGCAUCAGUAAUCGGGAUGACAGGACGGCGUCUGGCG